CUUUUUCUCUCCCUGUUAGCUUCUUCUUCCCCUGGGGUUGCACUUUGCAUUCGACCGGCACAGUUCUUCUGUUCUUCCUUAAUUUCUUUCUUUCAAUUUUUCAUUCAUUCUUUCCGGUUCUCUUUCUUUCAUAGAAGGGUACCAAUCGUCGUCCGUCGUAGCACACUUCUUGCAUGAUUUUUGUUCCGCAGCGGCCGGCGCCCAAAACUUCCCCAUCCGCCGCCAAUCACCCACCGCCCACCUCUCUGGCCUCCACCGCCUGUCGCCCACAACUACAGUUCGAUCUGUGUCGCCGAUUGCCCUUCGUCCGCAAAUUCCCCAACCACCUCUGCCCAUCGCCUUCAUCUUCCUCAACCCGCCAACAGCCUCCAACCGCCGUCCGUCUCCCACAUCAUCCCCAACUAUCGUCGCCUUCAGCCCGUCUCCCUCAUCUUUGUGAACCUCCGCCGCCCGCUGCCUUUCAAAAGAAAUAGAGUCUGGAUUUAGGAAGAAACGAAUUUCAGGAGUAGUUUGCGUCGAAGCAGGAGAAGAAAAUGAACGAGUGAAGAAGAAAGAGAGAAUGAAAAAAGAAAAGGAAAAUAAAAUGAAUAAUUAAAAAUAUGAACGGUAAAAGAGUCAAUUAGACUUCCAUGUAAGCCAGAGAAGGGUUACCGGAUGAUUACCGAGUAAAUAGCCAAUUUGAUGUAUUUUUAACAGUUUGUGGACUUGAUUGAUUCAUUUUAAAGUGCAUGGAUUUAAUUGACUUUUGUGAAAGUAGAUGGAUUUAUUUGGUGUUUAAGCACUACUAAAUAGUACUCCAUACAUAUCAAAUACAUGGGAUGGUUUUUCCCAUCCCCAGUAGUGGUGGAAUGAAUGGAUUCAUUUGGUUAUCUGAAAGAAAUGGACUGAAAAAUGCGGUUCCUUCCCCAAUCCGUGCUUUGAAUGAUAUUACUAACAAUCAAGUUUUGUAAGUUCUCAGUCUCACAUUCUAACCCUUCCUUCUAAUACAUUUAGUUCUAGCCCAUUAAGUUUUACUAUGUAAUGAUUCUUCUUUUCCCACGAAUGUUGCCUUUCUUAAUCCUCCUCAUAAGCAUAUUCUGAAACUUCUUGAAGGAGUAGUUAUACCUAGAAAUGUAAAACCAUUCAUUCUAGCGGUUCUUGUUCAGGUACUCCGGACGGUGAUAUCUGUAAAUGCAACACAUCCCGGACAGAUAGCUCAAUUAGUAGAUAAGGGUGACACAAAUGGUAAAUUUCAUGUUUGCAUUUUGAAAACUGCGGCGAUACAUUAAUAUGUAAAAAUGCAUAAGACCCACUCGUUAUAUGUGAGCUUCUUAUUAAAAUUCAAUUUACAUCUUUUUAAUUAACUUCCGCUAGUGUUGCAGAUUAGGUGUCGCCCUUUGUUUAUAAAUAGAACACCAGAUCAACAUUUCAAGGGCCAUCUAUCCAUUAGUCGAUCAUGAGCUAUAAUUAUAAGUAUUUCCUCGCUUUGGUUCUUCAACAGCAGGCGGCCUUGCCAUGGCUGCUGGCCGCCAUAGCCUUUCUCUUCAUAAUAAAUCAAAGACGGGCACGAAAAGGGAAAACUCCGCCGGGUCCAAAGCCAUGGCCAAUCAUAGGAAACUUGAACCUCCUCGGCUCCAUCCCACACCAAUCCUUAGACUCUCUGUCCCAAAAGUACGGAGAGCUGAUGCUAAUAAACUUCGGUUCCACCCCUGUUUUAGUCGCCUCCUCUCCCAAAACUGCCAAACUGGUCCUGAAAACGCACGACGCCGUUUUUGCCUCUCGCCGCACAUCCGCGGCAGCUGCGCGCCUUUUUGACGGCGGCGAACUGUUCUGGUCUUCUUACGGGCCCUGGCUCCGCCAGGGCCGGAGGAUUCUAAUCUCUGAACUCAUCGCGCCUCCGAAGCUUGACUCGCUCGAGCACGUCCGGGUUGAGGAAAGAAUGGCUCUUAUGUCUCGACUUUACGCGGCGGCGGUGGCGACUACGCCGGUCCUGCUUCGAGACCAUCUGUCAAAACUGACGUAUUCCAUUUCAGGAAGGCUACUUUCAGAUCACAAGAAAUGUUUCAAAACAGGGGACGGGAGGGAAUUGAGAACUACGCCGAUCGAUAUGAAGAGGCUGAGUGAGCUUGUGGAUGAAUGGUUUCGACUCGACGCGUUGGUCAUCAAUCUCGGGGAUUGGGUUCCAUGGCUGCGCCGCUUUGACCUGCAAGGCUAUGAGAAAAGAGUGAAAGGUUUUAGCGAGGAGUACGAGCAGUUUCUGGAGCCGGUGAUAGAGGAGCACAGGGCGGUGAUGAAAGCCGCCGGGAAGGAUUUUGUGCCCAAUGGAUUGAUUGAUGGUCUUCUACAGCGAGCAGAUGGUCCAAAUGUUGAAGAGUCAGAGGUUGCCCUCACCCGUCAUCGCAUCAUGGCCUUAAUACAUGAUGUUGUUGCUGGGGGAACAGAUACAUCAACGGGAUUAGUGGAAUGGGCUUUUCAAGAAAUGGUUAAGAAACCAAAUGUAAUGGAAAAGGCCAAAGAAGAGCUCGACAGAGCUAUUGGGAGGGAGAGAUGGGUGGAAGAAAAUGACAUUUCACACUUACCAUACAUUGACUCCAUCAUCAAGGAAACAUUCAGGUUGCAUCCACUGGGCACACUGCUUCCACAUUAUUCCAUGGAAGAUUGCAACCUCGACGGUUACGAGGUAACAAAAGGGACUCUUGUUGUGGUUAAUGUUUGGUCUAUUGGAAGGAACCCAAAGUAUUGGGAGAGAGCUGAGCAGUUCUUACCAGAGAGGUUUUUGGGGAGUGAUAUUGACAUAAAAGGAAAAGAUUUUUCAUUGUUGCCAUUUGGAUCAGGCAGGAGAAUGUGCCCUGGCUACAGCCUGGGAUUAAAGGUUGUGCAGGCAACGUUGGCAAAUUUGUUGCAUGGGUUUAGUUGGAAAUUGCCUGGAGAUAUGAAGCCAGGAGAUGUUUCGAUGGAGGAGGCUUAUGGAUUGAGUACUCACCCUAAAUUCCCACUUUCUUACCUCAUUGAACCAAGGCUUCCUACCCAUCUCUACUAAGUCUUUGUAUUGUGUUAUUGAUCGAAUAAACUUUAUAAUAAGAUGAGGAGAAUUGAAUGUAACAAUUCAAACUAUCAAUAAUGUUAACUCUUGUAUUUUUCCUUGGUUAGGUAAACCAAUGAUUAAAAUUAAACUUGAUCGAUAAAAAUCUUUUCUUCCAUUAAUUGAUACAUCAAUUAUAUUAAGAUAUACAUGUUCCUUUUUUUU
Cuscuta epithymum is the source of this 3226-nucleotide messenger RNA. Lineage: Eukaryota; Viridiplantae; Streptophyta; Magnoliopsida; Solanales; Convolvulaceae. The record is from the annotation of a GenBank genome assembly.